AUGUCCGGAUGGCAGGCCUACCGCGACUACGAUUUGCACGUGCUGCGUCCUGGCGAAGAGACGCACCAGUUCUCGUCGUACGACCGCACCAACCAUAACGAUGACGGCUUCGAAGGGACGUACUCGUGCUUGCGCGAGCAGGGCUCGCGGUGCGUCAUCGCAGAAGAUAAUGGUGCGGGUGAGAUUUCCUCCAUUUGGUUCACGUACGAGUCCGACAGCGUCGUGCCCAUCGGCGACAUGGCCAUUACGCUGGACGGCAGGGAGGUGCUCCGGGCGAGGGUGCAGGACGUGGUCGACGGAAAGCUGGGUGCGCCGUUCGCGUGGCCGUUUGUGGGCAACACCAACGACACCAUGGGCGGCAACGUCAUCAAGGUGCCGAUGCCGUAUCGCGAGUCCAUGGUCGUGACGACGGAGAACAACCCACACUUUUACCACGUCGUGUAUCGGAGGUUUCCAGCGGGUGCGGCGCCCCCCAAGGCGUUUGACCCCGAGGACAAGGCCGAGGAUGUGAUGGCGCAGUUUCUGAGCUUUGGGGUGCGCGACCCAAAAGCCGUGGCUGGCGGCGCGCUGAGCAAGAAGAUAGGUAGACAUGUUAAGGGAAAGAUAGCGGGAAAGUCGGGCUCGGUCGAGCUGGGCAGGGGGUGUGGCGUCGUUACGCAGUUGGCUCUCCGUCUGCCAUCGGUGCCUGCCACGGCGUAUGUGCAGGACGAUGGGCGGGCGUUUGGGCCGGGCGGGGGCAGCACGUUCCGGCUCGCCUUGGAUCCGAAUAACAAGCGUUGCCGCAUCACCCGGCGCGUCGAUCGCAGCAUCGGAAACCAACGGGUCAAGGUGACGGUUGACGGAGCCGAGGUCGCGACCGACAGCGGAGCGGCCGCGAACGGCACCUGGAUGGACCAGACGGUCGACAUACCGGCGACAGUGACGAGGGGAAAGAGCCACGUCGCGGUUACCGUGGACUGCCUCUCGUCAGACCUCGACUGCAAUGAGUUCUUCUACGCGCUGCACUGUCAGGCGGACGGGCCGUGGGCGACGCGGGGAUAUGUGCCGAGUGAGGAGUGGACGCUCAUGGAUGUUCUCAACGUGGGAUGGAAUAACGGCAACGAUGAGGCCGCUCAUGGAUACAAAAUUGAGAACCAGACGUGGGAGGGCUUGCGGCAGUACAAGUACAAUGACGAUGAGCACACUGAGGCUGCCACGCCCGACAUACGCCUUUCCCUCACCUUCGACAGCAACGAAACGGUGUCGCAAGUCCCGCUGGGGGCAUUCUUUGGCGCGAGCCUAGCCAAGGGACUGACGCGGUCGCUGCUGCUCUCGGUCGACUCGCUGGCCCCCAACGGCGCCUGGACGUCGUACUUCUCCAUGCCGUUCUCCCGCAGCGCAACGCUAACGCUGACGAGCGGAGACGGCUCGCCACUCAACGCCACCGUCGACGCCGUCGUGCAACCGUGCUCCGGCGGGGGCCCGGAGCCGGCCGCCUCGGAGUGGGGCCGGUUCUCGGUCCAGCACCGGCGCGGCCCCACCACACCGGGCGAGCUGUGGCCGAUCCUGUACACGCCGGGGCGCGGCGUCGCGUACGGCCUGACGCACACGUUCCGCGGCUCGAUCCUGCAGCCGGCCAACACGCUCGAGUUCCUGGAAGGCGACGAGCAGGUGUGGCUGAACCGGAGCACGCCAGGCGGAUUCAACGACACGUCGGGGACGCUGCGCGGGACGGGCACCGAGGACUUUUACGAGAGCGGCUGGUACUUCCAGGACGCGAACGCGCCGGGCCAGCCCGUGACGGUGGCGUACGCGAUGCCCCUGACGGGCCUGACGACGGCGGCGUACGCCGCGGAGCGGAUGGGCUGCGUGGGCUCCUGCCUCGGCGCGCAUCGCCUCAUGGUGGCGGACUCGCAGGCGUUUGGCGACGGGAUCGCGUUUGCGAUUGAGCAUGGCCCGGACGGGAACAACGUGCAGGCUGAGUAUGAGACGUGCGCGUUUUACUACGCGUAG
Purpureocillium takamizusanense is the source of this 1992-nucleotide messenger RNA. RefSeq lists its product as uncharacterized. The coding region runs from base 1 to 1992 and encodes 663 amino acids. The record is from RefSeq and is a predicted model, not a curated record. Gene Ontology annotation, molecular function: actin binding. Lineage: Eukaryota; Fungi; Ascomycota; Sordariomycetes; Hypocreales; Ophiocordycipitaceae. The transcript is spliced from 2 exons.